CGAUGAAGACCGCAAAACUGUCCAGAAUCAAUUUUACAAACGAAUUCAAGGAGAUUUAGCCGCUAGUCAAAUAGCCAUAACUGAACUAGCCCCAGAGUUUCGACUUUUGGCUGACAUUACUCGGGUUUUUAACCAAAAAAAACUCCAAGCAAUAGAGAAUAUUAAACAACAACUAAAGAGUAGCGGGGUUUAUACCAAUAAAGAAAUAGACGAUUAUAUUAAUAAUAGUGUUCAUUCUC
Entrophospora sp. SA101 is the source of this 239-nucleotide messenger RNA. Lineage: Eukaryota; Fungi; Glomeromycota; Glomeromycetes; Entrophosporales; Entrophosporaceae. The record is from the annotation of a GenBank genome assembly.